Molecule: messenger RNA, 1224 nt
Organism: Phytophthora nicotianae INRA-310
Lineage: Eukaryota; Oomycota; Peronosporomycetes; Peronosporales; Peronosporaceae
Exons: 2
Coding region: 119-1105 (328 amino acids)
Source: RefSeq, a predicted model, not a curated record
CCCUUGAUUGCGUCGCUCGUGUACCUACAAAGGUCAAGUUCGGGAUUUUCAAGAACAAAACCACUCCAAGAAAGAACGAGAAUCAACGCCUUCGUUCCCUCCAACUUGACCGACGACCAUGGGCAUGGAGCUCCACGUUCGCGCGUGCUCGGCGCGUAACCUGCUGGACAAACAGACCUUCGGCAAGCAGGACCCGUACUGCAAGCUACAGUUACGUGGCAAGAGCUUCAGGACACGAGUGCACGACAACGGACAUAAGACACCCGUGUGGAAUGAAGUCUUCGUCUUCUCUGUCGUGGACCCACAGUUGGACCAGCUCGUCAUCGAGGUUAAGGACAAGAACUUUACUUCGAGCACGUUGAUCGGUGAGUGCCGCUUGCCUGUUAGCAUGUUCCUCAAUGGCAGCGUCGUGGACCAGUGGUACACACUCAACAAUGGCUCCAAGCGCGCUGGAGAGAUCAACCUCCGCGUACAAUUCAAGGGCCCAGGAGUACAGCCCGCAAGUGCGGCCCCUGUGGCCUCCACCGAGAAGGCCCCAAAGCAGGCCACGGCUCAAGCCUACCCGUACCCACAGCAGCCCAGCUACUCAGCCCCACAGCAGUAUCCUGCCUCCAGCGCCUACCCAGCGUCUAGUGCGUAUCCAGCUUCGUCCAGUACGGCCACUACAGCUGCCGUUGCGGCUGCAGCCGCCGUUGCUGCCACGUCGGCUCCUCCUCCGCAGCCGUACUACCAGCAGCCGCCCCCGCACUACUCACAGCCCCCGCCGCCUCAUUACGCGCAGCCUCCCCCGCCGCAAUACGCACAACAACCGGGAUACUACCCGCCACCUCCCCCGCAGCCUGCUUACGGCUACCCUCCUCCGCCCCCAGCCUCAGUGGCUUACGCUGCUGGCCCUCCCGUCAUGGUUAUGCAGGGUGGAUCGCACUACGGCCACCACCACCACCACGGUUCCCCUCGUGGCUACGGAGGUGGUGGCUUCGGUGGAUUUGGCGGUGGUGGUAGCCGCGGUGGCGGCAUGAGCACGGGACAGAUGGCUAUGGGUGUCGGUGCGGGUGUUCUCGGUGGCAUGCUGCUGGGUGAAGCCCUGGAUGACGUCUUCGAUUAAGCUUGACGGUCUAUUCAAUCUUCAUCUCGCCCAUCUGUAAGCCUGAUGAAGCUUUUCCUUUGACGAGAUAGGAGGUAACGUUCUAAAUGAAUCACCGUUGCAUGUUGUACACAGUCCCA